UGAGAAAGUGGAUCUCUCUCUCUCUCUCUCUCUCUCUUCCCCCCUCCUCUCCUCUCCUCUCCUCUCUCUCUUCUCGCCCUGUGGAGGCCGACAGUAGGGGGACUCGGAGCCUUGAUGGCAACCGUCCACUUCGAGACAACUUGGAAGACCCGAAGAAUCCUCUCGCCGUAGCCGCUAGUUCGAUGGGUGCCGUCGAAGAAUCCCUCCAUAAUCGAGGCUGGACCAGGGAUUCCGGUCUGUGGCACCCUCAGGAAUUCGUCAGCGGCCUCGUGAAGAGCUUCUCGUCCAAUUUCCUCUCAAAAUUUGACCAAAAGAGCACAAAAUCCGCACCUCUAAUCCCCAAGUCGACCACACGAUGCCCCGCUGUAUUCACUGGCUUGCCGGUCGUCAACCUCGCCCGGAACAGCCCAUCGUCAUCGUCUUCGUUGUCUCAAGAUAAAAGCAUCUCCUCUUCUUCUUCGUUUGCUCCUUCUGGGCUUCAUUCCAGCAUGAGGAUUGAUGGGCUCGAUUCCAGCUUGAAGGGAGGUCCAGCGUUCGUGGGCCAGGUGUUUAGCAUGCUGGACCCAUCUGGUACUGGACUCAUGGCAGUCACCACUCACUUCCAAAUCCCAUUCUUCUCAAGAGUUCCUGAUUGGCUUAAGAUGGUGCUUCCAACGGCUUUCAAGAAUGAAAGGGAUGCUCCUGUUUUCCGUUUCUUUAUGGAUUUAGGGGAUGCAGUGACCUAUGUGAAAAAGCUGAACAUUCCGACGGGUAUGGUGGGGGCUUGCCGCCUUGAUGUUGCAUAUGAGCAUUUCAGGGAAAAGCCUCACAUGUUCAAAUUCAUUCCGAACAAGAAGCAGGUCAAGGCAGCUAAUGGACUUCUGAGGAAAAUGUCACAGAGGCACAAAAAAAGAACAGUUCAUGGAGUUCCAGUAUUUACUGCCCAAAAUCUGAGCAUUGCAAUUGCGACCACUGAAGGGAUAAAAUGGUACAAGCCAUAUUUCUUUGACAAAGGUUUGCUUGAUAAUAUUCUGGAAGCAUCCAUUGAUCAGCACUUUCAUACCUUAAUCCAAAACCGGCAUAUGCAACGCAGAAGGGAUGUGAUAGAUGAUAACUUCCCAGCAGAGAUGGUUGAUGAUAGCAUUGAUAGCCUCUUGGAACCUCCAGAGGUCCAUGAAAUGCUGGAAGAAAUGGGUUCUCCUGGAAUACCUCUGAGUGUUGUAUCAAAAGCUGCAGAAAUCCAAGUCUUUGAUGCUGUUGAUAGGAUACUAUUGGGAAACAGAUGGUUACGGAAAGCAACUGGUAUCCAACCGAAAUUCCCCUAUCUCGUUGACUCAUUUGAAGAAAGGAGUGCGGCUUCCUUUUUGAAGAUGACGGGAACUGCAGAGACUGAUAGAGGUUUUGAUGAUCAGAGACAAAUCAACUCUGAAGCAGAUAGAAAUGAAGGCCCCCAAACGGAGGAAUGUCAUGGUGUUGCAAACCAUGCUGGAUUUCGUUUUCGCUUUCCUUUCUGGGACCUAUUUUCACAUUCAAUGCCUGCUCAACUUCAGAAACAAGAGACACUAGGGUCGAAUAUGAGUGGAACUGGCUCCAACAGUAGACAUGCUGAAGAUAUCCCCCCUAAUCCACUUCUUCCUAAAAUUACAAUGGUUGGAAUCUCUACAAGUGAACCGGGCAGACUGAACAGGUCCAGCAUAAAGAAAACCAUGGAUGAUCUGACACGUGAACUUGAGCAGGCAAGUCAGAAGCUCCAUCCACUUAGUGAAGAGAAUGAUCCUUUAUUUGUUGCAAAUGUGGGGGAUUAUUCCAGUUUUGUGAAAACAAGCUCAACUUAAUGCCUUCUAUAGAGGCAACACCCCACAUAUCUUUAAGAGUAUGUUGUACAUGCCUGUUUUUCUUCAUUUUUGAAGCCAAACAUGCGUGAAUAGAAAAAGGUGCGAAUGUGCCAAAUACAGCAAAGGAGUAAUGUAAAGUUUAAUCUAUAAUUUCUGAUUUUCUUAAAGCAGCCUAUGAUUUUUUGUACAUCAGGAUUCCCGGUUGUUCUCCGGUAGAAUCGUUGGAAUAUCUCUGUUUGUACCACGAGAUCUACUGACAUGGAAAAUGAAUAGGUGCUGGAGAAUACAUGGUCACAGAAGUCCAUUUUUUUCAGUCGAAA
This is a messenger RNA of Nymphaea colorata (pocket water lily), 2134 nucleotides long. RefSeq lists its product as uncharacterized. The transcript has 9 exons. The record is from RefSeq and is a predicted model, not a curated record. Lineage: Eukaryota; Viridiplantae; Streptophyta; Magnoliopsida; Nymphaeales; Nymphaeaceae. Bases 183 to 1814 code for a protein of 543 amino acids. Gene Ontology annotation, biological process: protein transport.